UCUUCUCCUUUUUUUUCUUUCUUUCUAAGCAUCGCUUCGUGUUUUGUUGCGUUUUUAUACACCGCGUUGUUAGUAAGUUAAACGGCGCAGUGCGCGCCGCGCGCGUCGUCUCUGCGCAGGAUCCUGCAGAAUUAAAAGUGCGGCGUGAGGCCGAGGGGACGGACGCCGGCCGCUCCGAAGGCACCAGUUCCUCGACUGAACGCGGAAAGACGGGGAUCCACGCGGCUCCAUCGGGGGUGUCGCUGCUUCUGAUUGGACGUUGGCUUUUUUUUCUUUUUCAGAUUCAACUUAUUUUUUUUUCCCUCUUGUAUCUUGGACUCAAAGUUCUGCUGCAAAAAUGAGGCGAUGAUGCCGUAUCAACUUCAUUUUUCAUCAGAAAAGAUGGAAAAGCUUUCAGCCAUAAGCGUCGAGUGGGUGGAUUGUUAAAGGAGGCUGGUGAAGCUUUUUGGAGAAUUAAAUUGCAUUUUUGCUGCGGUUGAAGUGGAGCCGCAGAGUUCAUUUGUAAUCUUGAGGAGUAACAAGAUCAAGAUUAUCUACUCAGACACAUUUCCAUGUAAACGAGCUGAUUUCUAAAACAUCUGGAAGGAUACAGAAGAUUGACUAACAUACAUACUGUCUACUUACUAGUCAAAAUGAAUGGAACUAUAAUAUUUAGAUUUAAAACAACAAUCCUUUUGCGUCCUUUAACUCAGUGUUAAUGCAAGUCCGUCCUGAAAUUGAUGAAUCUCUGAACGAGGUGGACAAUGUGCUAAAAAAAAACAAGCCACCCUCAACAUUUUAAAGGCAAAUAACCUCAUCAUCAACUCGUGGCAUCCAGGUCCUUCGAGCCUCUGCUUUUCGGAGAACAUUUUGAUGACAUUUCAUUGAACAAAAACUUUUUUGUUUUUUUACUGAGCCCUUCAUGAACUCAUCCAGGACGUCUCACUGACGGAAUGUUUCUGCAUCUGGAACUGUUUUUAAAUCCCUUUUAUUAUCCCUGUUAACUUCUUUUAGCAAUUCCAAGGAUCUUGGAAAUGACUUUCGUGAUCAACAAGAAGUCGUCAUAUACAGCGGCCAUCUUGGAAGAAAGCCGUCGCUUUUGAACUCACUUCAAUGCGUCAGCUUUCAAGCGACGCCGCCGAACUGUCGUUGCCGGUGAAGCAACGACAGAUUACAUUUUAAUCUGCAAUAUCUUUUUUUACAUUUUUUUAUCCCAGAAUGUGAUAAAAGUGCCAGAAAUUGUCUUUUUUUCCGUCUCAUCGCCCCAAAAGUCGCCUCGUUGGGAGCUCUCGGCACGCCCCCCCCCCGCCUUUUCGUCGCCAUGGUGAUGUCGCAGGGCACCUACACCUUCCUGGCCUGCUUCGCCGGCUUCUGGCUGGUGUGGGCGCUGGUCGUCCUGCUCUGCUGCUUCUGCAGCUUCCUGCAGCGCAGGCUGAAGCGCGGCCACGACGAGCGGCUGCGGGAGCAGUGCCUGCGCACCGUGGAGAUGGAGCCGCUCGGCUGGCCCCCCGGGGGGGGGAGGUACCCGCCUCCUCCCCCGCCUCCCCCACCGCCCCUGCAGCUGCCCCGCGAGCCGCCGCAGUUCGUCCCUCCUCGAAGCCUGUCGCCGCCUCUGCCUCUGCAGGUCCCUCAUCCGAUGCCGCAGGCCAACUGGGUCAGCAUGCCAGACACAGACCUCUUUGGGAAGCCGCCCUGCUACGAGGAGGCCGUUCUGAUGGAGGACCCUCCUCCGCCCUACAGUGAGGUCCUGGCUGACCCCCGGGGGGGCACCUACCUGAAGCCAGCCCCGCUCCGACCCGCGGCCCCCCUGCCCCCGCCUCCGAGGGAACCCCAGGAUCCUGCUCCGGUGUCCACAUCGGAGACCAGCAAGCCUCCCGCGACGGCUGUGUUCCCCGAGCGAGGUUACUCCUCCCUGAUCCGCCUGCCUUCGUCCCAGCGCUGGGACUCCCUGGGACACCUCCUGUCCAACAUGGACCUGAACCACAACAACCUUACCCCGCCGGGGGCCCGCUCCGUCCAGGCCGCCGCCGGGAUGGCUACCAUGCCCCGCCGAGAGCCCAGGACUCACCACAAUGGACAUGGGCUGAGAGGAGGGACACAAGGACUUCAAGGGGAGAUCCAGGGGUUCCAAGGGGGGUUACAGGGGCUUCAGGGGGUCCACGGUCUGAGGGGACUGGAGCCAAGCUGUGGCCUGCCAACAGCCUUCCCACUGCUGGGUCGCAGCACCGCCGUCUAACUAACCAACAGGUUGGUCCACCUCUGAGGAGCCUUCAAGGAGGAGAUCUACAAAGACAGACUUCCUGUCCGGAACGCCACCUUUGCGGCUCCGUGUUUGCAGGACUAACACAGCUAGCAGCACAGAUAAAAUUCCCCAAAUGAGCUAAAAGGAGAUUUAAAGGACCCGACGUGCAGCUGCUCAGGCGAGGGGCGCCACCGCUGGGAUCGUGGCUUCCAACUGCGCGUGCGAGCGCAGACGGGAAACGACGCCUCGCGCCGCUGGCACGUAGACGCUGAGUGAGUCGCAGUUUCAAUGGGCGAAGAGAGAAGAAGUAACCAGUAAUGUGGUGAUUCAAAAGGAGCAUCGACAGGCACAUCUGUUUCUCCACCUUUCAUCCAGACCCUUCAUUCCCCCCCCUCCCCCCUCACCUCACCUUCUCCCACACACAUCAUGUCACCCUCGCGUUUCGUUCAUCCCUCUCGUCUAUCAGUGCCUGAGCAAACUAUUGUACCAGUCUGCUGUUGCCAUGGCUCCCGGGAACUGUCUAUUGCCCACGACGACCUCUCCUCUUCUCGUGUGCUCUGAUCUGCUCGUCCGUCCGAUGCGUUGACGAGUGCAGAGGAAGACGUGGUGACAGAAAAAAAAAAAAAGGUAGAGCAGAAGAAGCUCUUCAGAGAAGCGGCUGCACUUGCUUUUUGUAACAUGUUGCGUUGUUGUUUUGCGAUGUCUUUAUGAACAAAGAGCCGUGCGUCCUCAUUCGGGAAGCUGGGUUGUUUUGCCGCAUUUGGGCAAAACACAAUUUUUUAAUGUACAAAUUUACCAUUGUUCUUUUGAGCUUUGUGACAAAUGCCUUUUCUGUUGUGAAACAAAAACAUCUUCCACAGCUGGGCUUCUUCAUUUAAGGAACAAAAAAUAGACACAAAUGUCCAAAUUACCGUAAAAUAAUGGAUUCUUCUGUAUGGAGCAUUUUUUAUUUGAAAUUAAAGCCAUUAACAACA
Gasterosteus aculeatus aculeatus (three-spined stickleback) is the source of this 3195-nucleotide messenger RNA. The record is from RefSeq and is a predicted model, not a curated record. Lineage: Eukaryota; Metazoa; Chordata; Actinopteri; Perciformes; Gasterosteidae.